This is a messenger RNA of Carassius carassius (crucian carp), 1380 nucleotides long. Its product is annotated as etoposide-induced protein 2.4 homolog. Gene Ontology annotation, cellular component: endoplasmic reticulum. The transcript is spliced from 11 exons. The coding region runs from base 243 to 1265 and encodes 340 amino acids. Gene Ontology annotation, biological process: macroautophagy. Lineage: Eukaryota; Metazoa; Chordata; Actinopteri; Cypriniformes; Cyprinidae. The record is from RefSeq and is a predicted model, not a curated record.
AACUACAAAUCCCGUCAUACGGCAGACCGCUUCGCGCAUGCGCAGCUGAACUGGGCUGGCCUGAUGCUGUUUUGUUGAGAGCUGAAAAAAAAAGAGUCUGAAACUCCAAGGCUUCAAGUGAAGAGAAUAUUUUAGCCUAGACAGGCACAUGAGUUUGCAGACGUGUCCUCCUCCCGACAUGAGAUCUUGCCUGGCCCCUGGUUACCCCUCCUGCAGUUGAUGACUCUGCAGCCGGUGUGGAGAUGACGGACAGUGUCAGAGCGUUUGUCCGCAAUGUUGCGACGGGAAUCAAGGACUCCAUCCUGGGCAUUGGAACCAUUUCCAAGCUUGAUGCUCGAAUUCAGCAGAAGAGGGAGGAGCAGAGGAGGCACAGAACGAGCGGGGCCUUGGCGAUGAGACGGGCUCAGAGCGAGGAACGGAAACAGGACUGUGAACCAAAACUAGCAAGUCGAAUUUUUCAGUGCUGUGCUUGGAAUGGAGGCGUAUUUUGGCUAAGUCUGUUCCUGUUUUAUCGGGUGUUUAUCCCACUGCUGCAGUCCCUUACUGCUAGAAUUAUAGGUGACCCUUCGCUACACGGUAAUGUGUGGUCCUGGCUGGAGUUUAUUCUGACAUCUGUAUUCAGUGCUCUCUGGGUUCUGCCUCUGUUUGUGCUAAGCAAGAUAGUUAAUGCCAUUUGGUUCCAGGACAUUGCUGAUCUGGCGUUUGAAGUGUCCGGACGGAAAGCUCAGCCUUUUCCCAGUGUCAGCAAGAUCAUUGCAGACAUGCUCUUCAAUCUUUUGCUCCAAGCUCUCUUCCUCAUUCAGGGAUGGAUUGUGAGUCUCUUUCCCAUUGAUGCUAUUGGUCAGUUGGUCAGUCUCCUGCACAUGUCUCUGCUCUACUCUCUUUACUGCUUUGAAUAUCGCUGGUUUAAUCACGGAAUUGAAAUGCACCAAAGGCUGUCAAACAUUGAGAGAAACUGGCCGUAUUACUUUGGCUUUGGUUUGCCCAUGGCACUACUGACUGCACUGCCCUCGUCAUACAUCAUAAGCGGCUGUUUGUUCUCCAUUCUCUUCCCGCUCUUCAUCAUCAGUGCUAACGAAGCAAAUACCCCAGUCAAAUUCUACCAUUUCCAGCUCCGCCUCUUUUCCCUGGUCGUCCUCAUCAGUAACAAACUGUUCCACAAAACGGUGCACCUGCAGAGCUCCAUCACGACCUCCACAUCCACUGAGAAGUUGUCCUCGCCUCACUUGUCCCCGACGCGCCAGCGACCUAUGCCCCCGCAGUGACCUCUUUCAAGAUUCCCAACUCAGUUUGGUUUGCAAGAUUGGAUGGAAAAAGAUUACGUUGUCUGUAUUUGAAAGGGUCUGUCGAUGUUCUCCUGAGGGAUGAAUGGGACAGGUU